Sitodiplosis mosellana (orange wheat blossom midge) is the source of this 3589-nucleotide messenger RNA. Its product is annotated as transmembrane protein 68. Gene Ontology annotation, molecular function: acyltransferase activity. Bases 1709 to 2689 code for a protein of 326 amino acids. The record is from RefSeq and is a predicted model, not a curated record. NCBI's taxonomy places the organism in Eukaryota, Metazoa, Arthropoda, Insecta, Diptera, Cecidomyiidae. Gene Ontology annotation, cellular component: membrane. The transcript has 4 exons.
UCCAAGUCGUGUAUAUCCGAGAGCAAAAGACAGAGUAGUCAGGCAAACUGCUGUGCAUUCCAAUUGGAUAAAACGAAACGAAACACAAGCACUAAAACACACAAUCACAUGUUUGUGAAGCAUAUUCGAUUGUUGUGUUUGAUUUUUUUUUUCAUUAUUGUUUGUUCAACAAAAUUGCAUUGUUAUUAGAUAUUUACUUUCGCCAUAGAUGAAAAACAACACGAUUGUCGGUGUGUUCUAUUCGCAAAAUCAGUGGUUUUAGUGUGAAUGUUAUUAUUUAACAUUAUUAUUUAUGUUUUUGUUGCAUACAAAACUAUCGUUUGAUUUUUUGACGAACGUCCAAAAAGAGACGAAUGAAAACUAGAAAAUAGAGACAAAUACAACACAGAAGGAGUUACUAGCUGUCGAUAUCUAUUUCAUUAUUGUGUGUGACGAAAUUUUAGUUCGUUUCUUCUUCUUCCUCUGAUCAAACAGUAGACAGAUUUCCGUGUGUGAUUUUUUUUUUCUGUAGACGAGACAGGUGCAAAGUCAUAUCAAAUCGGCAUUUUCAUUCAGUGAUGCUGACAAAUUAAUUGUGAUUUAAAGUGACAGUUGAUUCUUUAAAUGGAAUUGGCCGAGUUCAAUUGAUAGUUUAUUCAAAGCGCAUAUGUUUGAAAGCGUCGACGAGGAAAAAAAAACAAAAAUACCACGUUAUUUUGGUACUACUUGUUUUUUUUCGGAUUGCAGUCCGAUUUAUAAACUUGAUUGGUGGAUGUGUGCGAUGUGCCCAUGAAGUAAGAACAUUCAAAGCGCUAAUAAAUGAAACAAGCGAAACGACCAACGAAAAAACAAACAAACACUCACACACUAAGCAUUGUGCAAAAGAUAGCGAGAAUAUCACAAUCGAGUGCGAACACAACUUAAUUCUCAGUUAUUGUGUAUUCGCUGUUGAAAAAGCAUUUUCGUUUCAUGUAGAAAAUCGUAUGUUUGCACAAAUGAAAAGCCGCGCGCUCAACGUGAAAUGUGCAAAUGAACAAGAGCCAAGCAGCAAGUAAAAGAAGGUGACCUCAGCAAAUAGACACCAUAAAAUCAACAUACCGAUCGAAAUAUUUUUUUUCAUAUAUCGACUUACACACGUAGAACGUGCGCUCACGGUGUGACGGUUGUUGUUGUUGUUGUUUUUUUUUUCUGAUCGGAUGGUUCAAGAAAGACAUCGAAGAAAUCAUACAAACACCAUAUACCAAUUCGAACGCUUACCAGCUUGAACGUUCGUUUGCUCACACGCUCGCUCGCUUGCUGACUCUCCCGCGCGCUCACGCACCGCAUCGGCCACCGACAAUUUCGACUAAAAUCAAAUAGUCAUCGAACAUCAAAUACAACGAACGGCCCCGGACACAAGUACCCUAGGUUCAGCAACAAUUGCAUUAUUCCCAUAACCAGCAAAACUACCGAAAAAUUCCCAUUCAUUCCAUUGUGCAGAUGUCAAUCAAAUUGAAUAUUUCGUGUGUUGUUUGAGAAAUUGCUGGGUUGUGUUUUUUUCUCUGUGUUUUUUUUCUUCUUUCUUUCGUUUGAAGUAAACGCUGAAGACAUUUCGAAGCCGGUUUGAUUUCGGUUGCUGUUUUUUUUUUUCAUUUCGUUUCGAGAGAAGUGGCCGUCAUCGAUACGAACGAGUUGUGUGUGUGUGAUUUAUGCAUUCAUCGGCAACAAAUUGUAAACAAUUCCAUUCAACAUGUACACCAAUUACAAUGAAUCGGGAUAUCAUUAUUUCAACAAUUCCUUCAUUAGUUAUAUCGGACAGUACAUUGAUUUGGAUUACUCGAUAUGGCUUUGGCGAGCGCUAACACCACUUAUCAUAACAUUCAUGCUACCGAUGGUAUUCGUUUUACUCAUUUAUCUGUCAUCAUGCUUCCUGUAUAUUUAUAAACUCCAUAGACGUGUCAUAUAUCAAGCGGUAAGCAGCGAUGAUAUCAACUAUUGGAAUGUGGCACGAAAGUGUGUGGCAGCAGUUUGGGAUGCACAUGCCUGGAUCUAUCACGGUUACGAAGUGACUGGAAUGGAAUAUUUGCCAAAAGAAGGACCAGCGUUGAUCGUUUACUACCAUGGCGCCAUUCCAAUCGAUAUGUACUACUUUGUGGCACGUGUAUGCAUGGAGCGUGAUCGUUUGAUACACACAGUGGCCGAUCGAUUUCUAUUCAAAUUACCGGGAUGGGGUAUCAUUUCCGAAGCGAUGAAAGUGUGCGCGGGCACGGUGCAAACGUGUUCAAAUACACUGAGAGAAGGUAAUCUGUUGGCCAUCUCACCGGGUGGUGUAUAUGAAGCACAAUUUGGCAACAAUAAUUACGAAUUACUGUGGAAGAAUCGUGUUGGUUUUGCCAAAGUGGCCAUCGAUGCAAAGGCACCAAUCAUUCCAAUGUUUACGGAAAAUUUGCGCGAAGGUUUUCGAUCGGUGAAUUUUAUGCAACGUUGGUUCAUUAAAUUGUAUAACAAAACCAAGUUUCCCAUGCGACCCAUUUACGGUGGAUUCCCAGUAAAAUUCCGAACGCAUUUGGGCCCACCCAUCGAAUACGAUCCAAAGCUAACACCCGAACAACUCCAAGAGAAGGUUGCACUCGCCAUCGAAGAUUUAAUUAGCAAACAUCAACGAAUACCUGGCAGCAUUUUACAUGCACUCGCCGAUCGGUUCUACAACCGGAAGAAAAAGACGAAAUGAUGAACGUGGCGACACGAUCGCCACAUAUUUAUUUAGACACUAAGAGAAUGCUAAUCUCUUUCUUUUGCUCAAUACACACAACCCAUUUCGCAUAUGGUGCCGCAUUUCGCAUAUGGUGCCGACAACGACGACGACGACGAGGAAAAUAAAAUUGAAUUAUUAUUAAUUUUUAAAUGACAAAUGUGCAAAACGAAAUUUCGUUUUUUUUUUGUAUCUAUUCCGUUAUAUUUGAAACAGUAGAUUGAAUUUUGUGUUUAUUCCAGUUUGUGUAUAGAAAUAUCUAUAGGAUAUGAAUUAUAUUUUUACAGCAUCUUUGCAAAUUUAGCGUACUUAUGUGACAGAGAUAAAUGGGAUGAAAUAUGUUUGCCGUUAAAAAUUGUUGAUUAGAAUCAUCAGAUUUCCUACGAGAAAAUUACAUGUUACCAAUAUCCAAGAUGUUUGUAUUACAGUUGACACACCCACAUGCCUAGAUUACUUUGAUAUAUUGUCAUUUUAACAUUUUUUUUUUUAAAUUUGGUUUCUUCCGGUUGAAUUUGGAAAAAUUCCAGUUUAAAUCAUCCAUUCUGCACGUUUCUCUUCCAAAAUCUAAAGAAAAAGCAUUCAAAAUACUUGAAAAGCCAUGAACGAAAUUAUUUUACAAAAAUACACAAACAAAUUAGGUAUAUUUUACUGUACACAGCAGGCUAGUUAGAAUAAUCAAGUGAAUGUGACCAUAUUUAAGAAAAAAGCUUGGAUUUUCUUUGUUCUACACAUUUUUUCUGUGUUAUUGUUGAUGAUGGUGCUGUUGUUGUCAGAAAACAGCUUAUGCCACGUGAAAAGAAAAAAAAAUGCAAGUAAAAUAAAGUUUUUGUAUUGAAUGGAGAAAAAGGAAGAAAGAAAUAAAACUGCCGGUUUUCUCAA